AUGAAGCCUCCUUCUCCCGCCAUCCCAAAUAGUGUACUUGUACUAAACCUUCAUCGCGAUUCUUCGCUCCGCCAACCCCUUGCUCGUCGGCUUUGCCUCUGUGCCUCCCGCCCUUGGCCAGUUUCCGACUCCGAGUGGUGGGACGGUGCCUUCUCCGUCGUCGACAUUUCUUUCGACGUCAAGUUCACCAACAAACCCGCCCCUAACACAGCCUCCGUGCGCUAUCUUGAGAUGGUGACCACGAGCGACGGGCGCAGCCUAGGACUGCCGGACCCGCGCUCCGAUUACCCCUUUAACUUCACCGUUGUGCAGCACGAACACGCGAUUGGGCACGUCGACGACGACUGCAAGUUCACUUUCUGGGGUCAGUACGGUGACAACAAGGAGCAGACCGACGUGGACGUGGCUGUAGCAAAUAUGAUGUCUUGCAUGGGCGGGGGGCCGUGCGGAACCGCUCCCGCCUGAAAGAUAAAUCCGCCGUGGAUGCACCCACUUCGUAGAACACGGUGUCCGCCAGCGAACCGCUCACCAGAUCAGAAAAUGCUUCGAAAGUGAAGUGCAGCUACCUGUGGCAGCAUCGGGAGGAAGGCUACGAGAGGCCGGCCAGCGCACGGGAACAGUACGGAGGAUGGUGUCGUCAUGAGAUGAUAUCAAGAAAGGGUAGCCAAUCUCACUCCCGCUGAGGUUCGAGCUUGGUUGGGACUGAAUCAUUUUUGCCUGUGCUGUUGUUUUGUGUUGUCAGUUGACGAUCGAUGCCUUGCGUGGCGCUUUCGCUCGCGAUGGUACCUACGGUUGAUCAAGGCUCGUGGAUGAGGGAAAUCUGCGUGAUACUUUGGCACCCCGAAGGCACACACAUUGUUCGUUAAGGAGGACACGACAAGUGUGGGACAAAAGCAGCACCCCGACGCCGGCAUCGGAAAGGGUCGCCACUCCAAAUAUCCAAGCCUAAGUUUUUGUUAAUGUAAUAAUGAGGUACGUGUGUGACUUGGGUGGUAGCUUCGACUGCUCUAACUGGCGAAUUCAUUAAUGACGAGACAUCUUGUAACGGGAUGGCGGAAUGAAAAACACGAAGGAACAUGAUUUUGCAUCAGUGCGCUGGUUCCUCACCGGAAGGACGAAUACAUGGGUGACUUUUUGUUUUGCUUUGUAAUAUCGAUGGGAAACGAUAUGCUUAUUAUGUGUAUUUGUGCGUCGUAGUAGGUUGCGUACAGAGAUGCGUCGUAGAUACAUAGAUGCCUCGGGUUCGUUCAGUGGGUGAGUGAGGGAACCGGAAACAAGAGCUGAAAGCGCCGAUAAGGCCUUCAGAAUGUAUGGAUAAAUGUGCGUAUUUGUUAUUGAGAUACAUUUCAAUCUAGUGCAAGUUAUGGACUAUCAUACACUGUACACAGACUCACGAUACUGAUCGUAAGGAGAACGUAAGGAGCGAUUUCCAUCAGCGAAUCAACCUAGUGUUUCGAAAAGAACUAGCUACAGACCUGGUUUUUUGUAGCAUGUUGGACCCGUCUUUCACUGCGGUGAA
Ectocarpus sp. CCAP 1310/34 is the source of this 1519-nucleotide messenger RNA. NCBI's taxonomy places the organism in Eukaryota, Phaeophyceae, Ectocarpales, Ectocarpaceae. The record is from the annotation of a GenBank genome assembly.